Molecule: messenger RNA, 344 nt
Organism: Dentiscutata heterogama
Lineage: Eukaryota; Fungi; Glomeromycota; Glomeromycetes; Diversisporales; Gigasporaceae
Source: the annotation of a GenBank genome assembly
AUGUCUAAAACUAAUAAAAAAAAGACUUACCAAAAGCCAACCCAAGAACAAAUUCAAUAUCUGCAUGAUAAAUCUAAAGUUCAUAAUACAGAAAAGUCAACACUUAAUUGGAUACAAAAAUUCCAAAAGUAUUGUUCUGAUGUUGGGUUGAAAAGUGCUGCAGAAAAAGUUAAUAAUGUGACUGAAUUAGAAGUUCAACUAUGUGAAUACUUCACUGUUGCCGAAAAAGGAGAUGGAUCACAUAUUCUAUCUGCUGAUAAAAUUUUAAUUUCUGCUGAAAAUGCUGAUAUAAUCGCAGAUUACGAAAAAUAUUUUUUAAAAAGGCCAGUUAAUGCUAAUCCUGA